GUUUACACCGCAGUAGGUAAUGUCGCGAGGUGGAAUUUCCCUGCUUACAGCAUAGACCAGUCGACCACUUCCGCAAUAGAAGUCUGGCAGAGAGACGAGAGGCCACUGCGAGCUGAAAGUUUAGAGGACCAUGUCUAGGAAGUGAGAGACGGCGAUGGAAGGGAAAGGCCCGUACCGCAUCUAUGAUCCAGGUGGGAGUGAGGUCAAGGCCAGAGAUGAGGCUGGAGGGGGAAGCAGCUAUCGACAGCUAUUGGAGGAGAACAGCAUACUGAGGGAGCGCAUGAAGGGACUUAAGAGCUUAGGUGAUUUGCUGGAAGAGUCUCAAUCAGAGGCAUCAAGGCUUCGGCAGCGAGUGGAAGAACUUGUGAGAGACAACGAGGCCCUCAAGUCCUCCAGUUUUGCUGCCAGUCUGUGUAUGGGAGGGCCUGUUCAGACUGAGACACAAAUUAAACCCUGUUUACACCCAACUGCAGAGCAGAAGGAGGAGCAAACUAGCUGUUUAGGGAAGACCCUGCAGCCUGAGAAGCCCACUGAGGCCUUAUCAGAGUUUGAAGUUGUGAAUAUUGAGGGCAAGACUCCAGAUGCCUUGACUGCCGGGUCAGUGGCAGGAGUUAUCCCCCUCCUGCCUCAGGAGAACAUCGAGCUGGCGAGCCAGCUGAAGAGACUAGAGAGCUCCUUCAGCAUAUUUGCUGAGGAGUCCAACCCGAACCAGUUGUUGGCGCACCUCGGUCGCAUGGCUGUGGAGUUUCACCAUCUUUCCUCUAAGGUCCAAAAGAAUGAACAGAGGACCUCCCUCCUACAGACUCUCUGUGAGCAGCUCAGACAGGAGAACAAUGAGCUUCGAAAGAAAAUGGAAGAGGACCAUCAUAUCAGGAAUCGGGACUUAGAACAGCUGAGACAGGAAAACCAGAAACUUAAGGAGCUCGUGACUGGAGGAGCAGCAGCGGCGCCAGCAGCAUCUGCUGCACCAUCUGACACCGAAGCUCCAGAGGCCAAAGAGGAGCUGGUGAAGGAGGAAUCCGCCGCUGUACGACCUAAGAUGGAGGCCACCACACCGCAGAAGAGUGGAAAAGCUGCAGAGAAAACCCCUACUAAACCUUGUGAUGUUGAGGUGUAUGAAAAGAAGAUCAAGCUUUUGGAGAAGCAGAGAAAGGAUGUACUGGAGGUGAACAAGCAGUGGGACAUUCAGUGGAACUCCAUGAAGUCACAGUUUGAACAGAAGAUCACAGACCUUAGACAACGGCUGGCUGAGUCCCAGAAAACUGUGCUUGAGCUAGAGGCAGAGCGAGAGCAGAGGCAGCGCGACUAUGACAAGAAGCUGCUGCUGGCCAAAUCCAAGAUUGAAAAUGUGCAGGGGGAAAAGGAAUGUCUCAACUCUGAGACCACUGAGCUGAAACAGAAAAUUCGCUACCUGCAGGAUCAGCUGCUGCCCCUCAGCAAACAGAGGGAGUACCAGGAGAAGGAGAUCCAACGCCUCAACAGGGCUUUAGAGGAAGCCUUAAACCUGCAUUCCCCUUCAUCCUCUCAACAACCACCUGGCCAGGGUAACUUUGCAGAUGCAGCCAAUAACCUGAAGAAACAGGAACUGCUAACUCAAAUUGCUGUACUAAAAGAACAGGUGAAGAUCUUUGAAGAAGACUUCAGGAAAGAGAGGAGUGACAGAGAGCGAAUGAAUGAGGAAAAAGAAGACUUGAGGCGGCAAGUUGAGAGACUCCAGGGUCAGAUUACUAAUUUGACCAAUCAGCUUCAUCAGGCACAGAACGAGUGUCAGCGAGAACGUACAGAGAGGUGUAAGCUGGAGAGACUGCAGAUGCAUCACAAACAGGGGCAGCAGCAGGAAAGACGUACCUCAGACCCCACGUCAGGCUCAGUGAACGGCCCGCUGAGCCCUCCCUACUGUGGUCCCUUUGUGCAGGUGGGACCGCAGGGCCUCGAGGGCUGGCCCAUACACUUCCCUCCCCGGAUGCCCAAUGCAGCAGGCGCCGCAGCCGCCGCAGCAGCCGCAGCAGCCGCAGCAGCACCACCCCCUGUACGAGACUUCCAGCCUGUUACCCCGGGUUUUCCUUGGCAGCCAUCAUUCUCACAACCCAGAGGGGCCAGAGCAGUUGGAGAGAGUUCAAGACCACCACCAGAGAAUGCAGUAGAUCAGUCUGCAGCUGCAGCAGCUGCCGCAGGAUUUGGAAAAAGGGAGCGACAGAACAUUGACCCUGGAAAGCACUAAAGCAUCACCGUACCCACCGAAUGGAGUCUGGGUAGUAGCAUGAAAUCAGUUUGUUUUUGAGUUGACAAGGUGUGAUUUGAUCUAUAAUUUUCCUACUGAACUGUAGAUAUCCUAUUGUAAUGUUGUUUAUACUUGCGUUUUAUAAGCCUAUUUGUGAAACACUUCGCUAUUCUGAUAUAUACAUGAAAUAUUAUUUUAAUUUUUUUAUCAGGAACUGAAGUCAUUUGUUAAAUAGGUUGGAAUAAUUAACAUUGUUCUUUUUUUCCAGAAAAUAUUCCUAUGUGAUUGUCUCUCUGCAAAUAUGUAACAACUUGACACUUAGUUUGUUACUUGUAGGGUUACAGGAAGCCAUUCCCCAAUAUGACUAAGACUACAUAUACUCAUUCCAACAAUGAAUGAUUAUAUAGGUACAUUGACUCAUAGAAUUUACAAUGUGAAUGUUGAUUGAUUUAUGAAGAUUUCUUCAUUAUCGUCAAUGUUAUAGAACUGUCCCAUAUGUGUAACUGUUCAAAAGUGGUUGUUGAAAUACAAAAAUUUGGGGAAAUGAAUUUUGAUGGUAUCAUACCAAAAACAUGAUUGUGAUUAUUGAUAAUUUAUUUAUAUCCUGCUGUUUUGAUAGUUGCAUUGACUAAGUGUAAAUCAUUGUCUUUAGUAAUGCUGUUCUUUCUAUGUUGUUAGUGUAAUCCCAAUAUAUUGUAGCUAUUGACAUUGUAUGUUUGUAUCAGACACAAUACACAAUGCACAAUACAUACACAACCUUUUUUUCCCCACGAUGAUGGACCUAAUCUCAUUAAACACAACACUUGUACUUGACCACAAUUGAUUUGAUCACUCAUUCUGAUAUCCAUACUUAUCUUGCUGCAUCCUGUACCGUUGCCCACAGUUUAGCCCCAACAUACAGCAUCUAGGUUACAGCACUCAAACUUUUAGGCAGCAGCGAUGACCAUCUCCCUCUUCAUCCUCAAAUACCUGCUAUUUCAUAUUAACCGAAGGAGUUGUAGAACUGAAACAUUCAAAUUCUGCUCAAACAACAGAAAGGGGAAGAUUUUCACAAGUACUUGGAGGUCCUAGAUCCAGUGUUAUUGCAGUACAUCCGCUUCUCAUAAAACAACCUCUGCCACGAUGUCUGGCUUUGCUCUCUUUCAAGAGAGAGUCAAGAGCCCUGAUAAGAGACACAGUAUCCAUACCUCGAGAUAUUCUGUGUGUGUGUGUGAGUUACUAUUUUGAAAAGGUAGAUCUAAUCUCAAAUCAAGCCACUUUAAAUGAAUACCCAUUAAUAUUUCCUUAGUAUAGUGAAUAUCAGGUAGUCAGGCGAAGGGCUUUAAAAGGUUUGCAGAUGAAUUUGAAAAAGGUUCCAUUUUAUCAAACAAGUUAUUAAGUUACAGGGAACUAAAUCCUGAUGGACAAGAGCUGAAAUGAGACAUUAGCAGAAUUGCACUUUGAAAGUUACGCUGUAAUUACUGGCAGUUGUAUUUUUUUUGGUUUGUAGCCCCUUUUCUUUUUUUGCUGUAGGCAAAAAGCACAUGUGAGACUUUUUGUAUUUGACUGGCUUAAUAAAAUCUAUUCUAAGUGUC
This is a messenger RNA of Seriola aureovittata, 3795 nucleotides long. It is a transcript of the gene tnip1, whose product is annotated as TNFAIP3 interacting protein 1. The transcript has 18 exons. The record is from RefSeq and is a predicted model, not a curated record. The coding region runs from base 155 to 2221 and encodes 688 amino acids. Gene Ontology annotation, biological process: cellular response to lipopolysaccharide; negative regulation of canonical NF-kappaB signal transduction; regulation of transcription by RNA polymerase II. Lineage: Eukaryota; Metazoa; Chordata; Actinopteri; Carangiformes; Carangidae.